AUGGAGAUGAUCGAAGACCAGCACGCAACCGCGCCGCCUCUCGCUGAAGAUGAAGAACGCUCAGCCUUCGUCAAACUCGACCCAGCAGGCUUCUUCAUUCGGCAUCCGCCUCCACCGCAUGAGCUUGACUCGUUCAUCACAGACGAUGACUCUCUGUUCCAAACGAUCCACAUGGGUGCCGCCGUCGUUGAUGAAUCGAAGUGGCGCCUGGUGGUCUCCGGUCUCGUAUCCAAUCCAUUCUCCCUCACACUUGGUCAACUCCGAAAUUUCCCCUCCGAGACUAUCACAGCAUUCAUGGAAUGCUACGGCUCACCACUCGUCCCUCCGACCAAAGCCCUCCGACGUAUCGGCAAUGUGACAUGGACAGGCGUGCCGCUUAGCACGCUCCUCUCCCAGGCCCAGCCUCAUGAAUCUGGAUCUUACGUCUGGACCACCGGCCUCGACCGCGGAGCCUUCGCCAACGUCUCCGCAGAUCGCUAUCAGAAAGACUUGCCCAUUUCUAAAGCAAUGAAUCCAGAACUGCUGGUCGCGUACGCAAUGAACGGUGAACCGCUGUCAAAGAACAGGGGUGGGCCGGUGAGGCUGGUUGUGCCCGGCUGGUUUGGCACGAAUUCCACGAAAUGGCUCUGCAAGAUCGAAGUGCAGGAUCGAAGAGCGCCGGGACCGUUCACAAUGACGUUCUAUAAUGAAAAGUAUCCGCCUGACGAUCCGCUCAACCCGUCGAAGCCAGUGUUUGGCGUACAGCCGAAUUCGAUGAUCGUGAGACCACAACCAGAUGCGAAGGUGGCAGGCCCGGAAGUAGCGGUCGAAGGCUGUGCGUGGAGUGAAGACGAGGUAGAGGCGGUAGGCGUCAGUGCUGAUGAGGGCCAGUCGUGGGUGGUCGCAGAAUUAAAGGAUCGGGAGGGAUUCAGUUGGCAAAGGUUUCGCGCGGAGCUGAAGCUGAACAAGGGCCGACAUACCUUGCUGGCGAGAUCGAAAGGUCGAGAUGGAAGAAUGCAGCCACUGGGCGAGGCGCGGAAUCAUGUCCAUAGGGUCGAGAUCGAAGUGGUGUAG
This is a messenger RNA of Saxophila tyrrhenica, 1053 nucleotides long. RefSeq lists its product as uncharacterized. The record is from RefSeq and is a predicted model, not a curated record. Bases 1 to 1053 code for a protein of 350 amino acids. NCBI's taxonomy places the organism in Eukaryota, Fungi, Ascomycota, Dothideomycetes, Mycosphaerellales, Extremaceae. Gene Ontology annotation, biological process: sulfur compound metabolic process. The transcript has a single exon. Gene Ontology annotation, cellular component: mitochondrion. Gene Ontology annotation, molecular function: molybdopterin cofactor binding; sulfite oxidase activity; molybdenum ion binding.